AGACGCGGAAGACAUCACGGGCAAGGGAGCGGAGAUCUUCCCAUUCCUGCUGGUGUUUACGGGAGAAUUUUUUUUCUUCUCUCUCUCAGGAAUAAAAACAAACUCACAGACAAACUGCUGGUUCCUCUCCAGCGAUGUCUUCCCCGUGGCAGGAGCAGUGGCCCCUACUGGCCCCGGAUGGGAGCAAUGGCUCUGCCUUCGCGGACAACAGUAGCUGCUACAGCUCCACGCAGAGCACCGUCCUCAAGGGAGUCAGCUUCGGAGGAGUGCCCAUCGUGCUGCUGAUCGAUUUCUGUGUCUUUUUGGUGUUGCUGAUUACCUUCUCGAUUAUCAGGAAGAACUUCUGGGACUACGGACGCCUGGCAUUAGUUGCAGACAACGAUAGCGGGUUCACCGAGUCAACACACCGGCGCUACGGGCGCAUGCUAUCCAGCGCGGAUGACUUUGAGCAUGAAUUGGGAUUCUGCUCUUGGCUGCCGUACAUCCUCAGAAUGGAUGACGACAAAAUAAAAGCCAAAUGUGGCAUGGAUGCUGUCCACUACCUGUCCUUCCAGCGGCACCUGAUCGUCCUGCUGUUGGUCAUGACUGUCACCUCCCUCGGAAUCAUCCUGCCGGUCAACUUGUCUGGAAACCUGCUGGAUAAUAAUCCACUGAGUUUUGGAAGGACAACUCUUGGGAAUCUUCAAAAAGGAAACCAACUGUUGUGGCUGCAUACAGUAUUUGCCCUUUUAUACCUGAUCCUGACAAUUGUUCUGCUGCGACGUCACACGUCACAAAUUAAAGGCGUGCGCAGAGAGACGACCAGAAACACGUUGUUCGUGUGUUCGGUCCCCAAAGAGGCGACACAGGAAGCUGUAAAGGCUCAUUUCACAGCGGCGUACCCUACCUGUCAAGUGUGUGCUGUGACCCUGGGCUACGAUGUGGCCAAGCUCAUGCAGCUCGAUAAGGAAAGGAUGCGAGCAGGAAAAAACCUGUGCUACUACGAGCGUGUCCUUGAGAAAACCGGGAAACGUGAAUUGUUCAACCCCCGUUUGUGCAGUCAGCUCGGCUGCUGUGCCAAAUCUGGGAAGGUUGAUGCCAUAGAGUACUACAGUACUAAAGAAAAAGACCUGCUGGAAGAUGUGAGGAAACAGGUGGAAGUGGUGCCCCAGCACCCCCUGGGGAUGGCCUUCGUCACCUUGCAGAGCGAGGCUAUGGCCAAGUACAUUUUGAAAGACUUCAAUGCGCUCGAGUGUGGCGGCACAAGCUGCUGCUGCGGGAGAGUGCCCCAACCUUCAUCGGAGAGCGGAGCUCUGAAAGUGAACAAGUGGAGCGUCAGCUUUGCACCCCAUCCAAAAAACGUGUUUUGGGACAACCUGUCAGUGAUGGGUUUUCCGUGGUUCAUGCGCUACUUGACGCUCAACUUCCUCCUCUUCUUCCUGUUCACCUUCCUCACGACUCCCACCAUCAUCAUCAACACCAUGGACAAGUUCAACGUGACGAAGCCAAUCUACUAUCUCAAUAGCCCGAUCGUCAGUCAGUUCUUCCCCACCUUAAUGCUGUGGUCCUUCUCCGCGUUGCUGCCCACCAUAGUUUACUAUUCUACAAUUGGAGAGGCACACUGGAGCAGGUCCAGUGAGCAGCUGAGCAUGAUGCGGAAACUGUACUUCUUCUUGCUCUUCAUGGUGCUGAUCCUCCCCUCGCUGGGACUCACGAGUCUUGCAGUGUUUUUACGCUGGCUGUUUGAUAAAGAGUUUCUUUCAAAUGGGAAACUGAGGUUUGAGUGUGUGUUCUUACCUGACCAAGGUGCGUUUUUUGUCAACUAUGUGAUCACAGCGGCGCUGGUGGGCUCCGGGAUGGAGCUGCUGCGGUUGCCAGGGUUACUGCUUUACAUGAUCCGCAUGGCCUUCGCCCGCUCUGCUGCGGAGAGGAAAUAUGUCAAACAGAAUCAGGCGUAUGAGUUUGAAUACGGAGCCAUGUACGGCUGGUCGCUCUGCGUGUUCACCGUCAUCAUGGCGUACAGCAUCAUAUGUCCGAUUAUUGUGCCUUUCGGUCUCCUGUACAUGAUGCUGAAGCACCUGGUGGACAAAUACAACAUGUACUUUGCCUUCUUACCCGCUCGCCUGGACCGCCAGGUCCACCUGGAAGCUGUCAAUCAAGCUCUGGCUGCGCCCAUCAUCUGCCUGAUAUGGCUGUACUUCUUUUCUGUCCUCAGGGCAGGUUUCUGGAAUGCCACAUCACUAUUCACACUGGUGGUCCUCUUCAUCACGAUCUUGAUCUGCGUCAGCUACACCUGCUUCGGCCAUUUCAAGUACCUCAGUCCACACAACUAUGCGGUGAAGGAUGAGGAUACAGUAGAGGGAGUGGAGGACAACACAAUGGUCUACCUUCCCAGAGUGCUUAACCCCAAAUCGCCAGCCACGCAACAGGACUCUAAACUCCAGCAGUCGUACGGCUCCACGGAGGGCAGCCCGGACCCCGGCUCCUGCCCAUCUUUGGACGAUCUGAUGGACGGCUGAAAAAUCUUUUUAGUUUUUUUCCCCGACACUUUCCUCAAAGCUUUGCAGUCGCGAUGCCCGCGACUCCUCGCCGUAAAUCUGCUUCAUAAAAGGCGGCGCGCAAGAACAACUCGUUUCUGAGCGGCUUGUCCGCGGGGUUCCGCUUCCUCUCGUCUUUUUUAAUUCUCUCUCGGGUAUGAACACGCAUUUAAAAGCGGUGCAGGCCGUUGGAGUCGUGCACUCGGUCAACACCGACGUGUUUCACUGGCGGUUGGUUAUUUAACUUCUUUGCAGCGUCAGCCUGAAAACCCCCCACAAAUUCCACUUAAUUAUGUUGACAGUAUCCUAUUUGACUCUUCAAUUUGAAUUUCAGGCUAAUUGGAUUCUAGAUGGAUACAUUUAGCUCAACGAUAUCGGCAAUCAUGUAAGUUUGUUAUAAUUUAAUACGAAUGGAAGGAACAACUUCGUCCGUUUGACCCCCUCCCGCUGCAGUCGUUGACGGCGUUGCUGCGGUGAGACGUUCUUCAUAUCAAACCAUGACUCGCGUUACUAUUUCAGUGACAGUUUGACCCUCGGGUGGCACGGCAUCAACAACACUCAUUAUUUCCCCCCCGAUGUUUGACUUUAGCAGGACCUUUUUUUAUUUCUGCUGCUGACUGUUGCAUUUUUUUUUCUUCCCUUUCCUGAUCCCUGAAAGCAUGACUUCAACACAGCAGGCAGCCAUAUAUGUUGUUAUUGGAACAUAAUUAUGCAAAUGUACGCACAGGUGGAGACCACCGUGUUUACACUGGCCACACACACACACACGGUUAUCUGAGGUUAGGAGCGUUUGCUGAAUCUGAGGUGGCUCAGUGCAAAAGAACGAUAAAAUACGAGUGCGAAAAUGUUCUUGCACGAGGGCCAAAGAUUUCAGCGUUGACGUCCAGAGUUCAAGGUCACCUCGACCCGACGUUCCAGACGCAGCCCGUCCCGUUGGGAGGACAAGAGUAACGGCGUGAUGGAGUCUAAAGUAUCUUCAGUUAAAAGUGAAGGGGGGGGGUCAGUGUGUUGAAUUUGAAUCGCUUCUUCCAGGACAGACGGUAGAAAGGACUUGAUUUGAUAUGUGGGUCAUGGUUUGCACUCGAUCAACACGGCACACACACACAUCCACGACACACCCUCAGGCUUCUAUUGGAUGCUCCUGUCGUAAAGCGAUGCUUUUUUCCUCAUCAAAUUCGCCAAAAACUGCCAUUUCUAUCGAGGCAUCCUGCUGUCGAUGAUGCUGGAGUUUAUUAUUUGCACAUGUUGAAGAUUAUUAUGCAAGUGUUACCCGAACAUUGAAGCCAGUAGCACUCGCACCAUAGAGGUGGACAUGCACCGCUUUCUUUCUGUUGGUUACUUGUUCUUCCCGUUCUUCCCAGUGUCUUUGAGGACAACACCUGCCACGGGAAUAUUUAAUAUUGCCUCAUGUUUGUAAUUGGACAAAAGAACAUUUAUGUCUGUAUUGCUGGAGAUGUGCAACCAAAAACUCUGUUGGAGAGUGAGAGCCAUUUUUUAAUACGUUAUCUAAGAUACCAGGUCAAUGUUUAUUUGUAUUUAAUGUACUCUAAUGUUUUGCUUUUGCAGCUUUUUUUAGCAAUGUGAAUUACAACAAGGAACUGCAUUUUAAAAAAGACAAACUCUGUGAUCGGCAAUGUCUUAAUAUCGAAUAUGUUCAAAUAAAGUCGUGGCUUUGCCUCUGA
This is a messenger RNA of Pseudoliparis swirei, 4198 nucleotides long. RefSeq names its product transmembrane protein 63A (gene tmem63a). The record is from RefSeq and is a predicted model, not a curated record. The transcript is spliced from 23 exons. Lineage: Eukaryota; Metazoa; Chordata; Actinopteri; Perciformes; Liparidae. Gene Ontology annotation, cellular component: plasma membrane. The coding region runs from base 135 to 2498 and encodes 787 amino acids. Gene Ontology annotation, molecular function: calcium-activated cation channel activity.